UUUUCCCCCCUGAAAUUUUUAAAACAAUUCGAGUCCUUUCCCUUCAACCCCCUUGGCCAAGUGAAGGGUGGUAAACAGUAGCCUUUUGUGAUUUUCAGUGAGCUUCUCACUUUUUAUUAAUAUAAGACCUUUUGGAAGUAAUGGACAUUUCUGUAUUUAUUUUUUUCAGCCAUAGUACGCACAUUUUCUGUUGAUUACUUUUUAGACAGCUUCAUGUAUUUGUUUUUUCAGUUUAGUACACUUAUUACGUUUAUCCCCAUCCUGUGUCACUUGUAGUACCAGUGUCCUUUGCUUUACCCCGACCUUUUGCCAAAGGUCAGCCCCUCCCCUUUCAGGAAGAAAGGCUGGAGUUUAAAAUCAUACAGUUUAAUCUGUUUUGUCAUUUCUGGACCUUGGCUCAUGCAUUUUCAUAUUGUUGAUUCUUGGAGGGAAAAUGCUGGCUCGGUCUUUGAAGAAUACAUGAACUGAUGAGAAGCUAGUUUACCUUUGCACUGCAAAAGAUAAGAUGGUUUCUAACCUAACCACUAUGCUCCAGUAAUAUCUAUCAAGUGCCAAUGAUAAGCUCUUGGUCAGAGUAUGCUGUCAGUACAGUUGCUGCCAGCAUGGGGUUAUCAAAUUUCCAUUUGUCAUUUUAAGACUUGUGUCUAUGUUAGAGGAGGGGAGGUCCCUGGGCUGGGUCAAAUCUGGAGAUGUGGAGUUGUCCCACUGGUUACAGUCCAUCUUAUUUCGUGCUUGAGGGGGGUAAAGGAGUGGGGAGGAGCAUCAGGGAGUUAUAAGCUCCCCAGCUCUGUCGCUCCACCCCCCGCGCGCUCGCUAAGGAUUGGUGGAGUGUGCGCGCUCAGAGCUGUCUUCCUGACUGUUUAGUUAUGUCCAGUCAGUGGCCAAGCACACUGAUGGGGGUUUUCAUGCACACAUGCAGUUGUUUUGACUGUGGUUAAUACUAACAGUUGUAUCCAACUGGUUAUCUGUUCUGAUAUACACCUCUAGGGGAUAGCAUUGUAAACUGUGGGUUUAAGAGGGCUCAUUCUCAAGUGCCCUAAUGUGGUCCAAGUGGUGUCAGGCAGACAGCUCACAAUCUGUACUCCACCACCUGCGUCAGAUGCUGGGAUAGAAAGACAGAAGCAAAGCGCAGCAAAAGCGAUGACUUCUUUAUUUCAGAGCUGUGGAGGCUUCUAGAUUCAAAGAAUUACACCACAGAUUUUUUUCUCCCCACCCCAUUGGCCAGGAUUCAAGAAAGCAGGCCAGGAUAAAGAAUAAAAGUCUUAAAAAUAUUUCAUGGAAAUGCUUAAAGAAUAAAAGAAAAGCAAUGAUUAAUAUUUCUUCCCUUUUCCUUCAAAUAUGUAAUAUUCCCAAAGAAAUGGGAUCAGUUCAUUUUGGCAAGAUCAAGCCAGUAACUGCCCUCCUGUAGUUUGAUAUGAAAUCUGAAUUGAUGGACAAAAUCAGACAGUAUUUCGUUAAUGAUCUGAACAUAUCAAAGCCUUUCUUCCCUCCCAGUUACCCACAAAGCAUUUCUUUUGUUUUCUUUGAAAUGAAAUAUUCAUUGCAUGAAUGAGACAACUAAGAAUAGUCUGUAUUUUUUAUGUUUGUUGUGAUUUGGAAGAAUCCAGUUUUAUUUCCAUAUUUAAAAAGGAAUGUAUUGUUUGAAAACUUCUACUAACGAUCUUGUUUUCUGAUUUUGUCUCUUUUGGUUUUUCCACAACUGAUAUUGUUAUUGAGAAGGUUUCAGGUGGGUGACACUAUUCCUGCGUAGGUGCCUGGCGGAAAGGAACACUAGGGCAGCCUCAGUCCUCUCCUCUUCUUCCAGCCAGCUGCGGCCACCACUCUGACAAAGUCCAAAAAUAUGGCUUGUUACCUGAAAGCAAUUGAGACUCAGCCCAACUUCGCAGUGGCUUGGAGCAACCUGGGUUGUGUGUUCAAUGCCCAGGGAGAGAUAUGGCUGGCCAUACACCAUUUUGAAAAGGCAGUGACCUUGGACCCAAAUUUCCUUGAUGCAUACAUCAAUUUGGGAAAUGUUUUGAAGGAAGCUCGCAUCUUUGACAGAGCUGUGGCUGGAUAUCUAAGAGCCCUGAGUCUGAGCCCAAACCAUGCAGUUGUCCACGGAAACCUGGCUUGUGUCUACUAUGAGCAAGGCCUCAUUGACCUGGCUAUUGACACCUACCGUCGGGCUAUUGAAUUGCAGCCCCACUUCCCCGAUGCCUACUGCAAUCUGGCAAAUGCCCUCAAGGAGAAAGGCAAUUGUCUUUCCCAGGUGUCUGAAGCAGAGGAGUGCUACAACACAGCCUUACGUUUGUGUCCAACCCAUGCUGACUCCCUUAACAACUUGGCCAAUAUCAAGCGUGAGCAAGGCAACAUUGAGGAGGCAGUUCAGCUCUACAGGAAAGCACUUGAGGUGUUCCCAGAGUUUGCAGCAGCUCACUCUAACCUUGCCAGUGUCCUGCAGCAGCAGGGCAAACUCCAGGAAGCCCUCAUGCACUACAAAGAGGCGAUCAGAAUCAGCCCCACAUUUGCUGAUGCAUAUUCAAACAUGGGCAAUACACUGAAGGAAAUGCAAGAUGUACAGGGAGCGCUGCAAUGCUACACCCGUGCCAUUCAGAUCAACCCUGCCUUUGCUGAUGCUCACAGCAAUUUGGCCUCCAUCCACAAGGAUUCUGGAAACAUCCCAGAGGCCAUUGCAUCUUACCGCACAGCCUUGAAACUCAAGCCGGACUUCCCUGAUGCUUACUGCAACUUGGCACAUUGCCUGCAGAUUGUGUGUGACUGGACAGAUUAUGAUGAGCGGAUGAAGAAGCUUGUGAGCAUUGUGGCUGACCAGCUGGAUAAGAACCGCUUGCCUUCAGUGCACCCACACCACAGCAUGUUGUAUCCACUCUCCCACGGCUUCCGCAAGGCGAUUGCUGAACGCCAUGGAAACCUUUGCCUGGACAAGGUACACGCAAUGAUCAAAAUAAAUGCACUGCACAAACCUGCUUUUGAGCAUCCCAAGGAUCUGAAGGCCAGUGGUGGACGUCUACGUGUCGGUUAUGUCAGCUCUGACUUUGGUAACCACCCUACUUCCCACCUGAUGCAGUCCAUCCCUGGAAUGCACAACCCUGAGAAAUUUGAGGUGUUCUGCUAUGCACUCAGCCCUGAUGACAGUACCAACUUCCGUGUGAAAGUGGUCGCAGAGGCUCAUCAUUUCACGGAUCUCUCACAGAUUCCUUGCAAUGGCAAGGCAGCUGAUCGCAUUCACCAGGAUGGAGUCCACAUUCUGGUCAACAUGAAUGGAUACACCAAGGGGGCCAGAAACGAGCUCUUUGCCCUCCGCCCUGCCCCCAUUCAGGCUAUGUGGCUGGGUUACCCUGGAACCAGCGGUGCACCUUUCAUGGACUACAUCAUCUCUGACAAGGAGACAUCACCUAUAGAGGUGGCUGAGCAGUAUUCUGAGAAACUGGCCUACAUGCCCAAUACUUUCUUCAUUGGAGACCAUGCCAACAUGUUCCCUCACCUCAAGAAAAAAGCAGUGAUUGAUUUCAAGUCUAAUGGACACAUCUUUGACAACCGCAUCGUUCUUAAUGGUAUUGAUCUGAAGGCCUUCUUGGACAGUCUGCCAGAUGUGAAAGUGAUCAAGAUGAAGUGUGACAACAACCAGGAAGCUGUUGGGGACACAAAUGGAGCUCUGUCCAUGCCCGUGAUCCCCAUGAACACCGCAGCAGAAGCAGUCAUCAACAUGAUCAACCAAGGCCAAAUCCAAGUCACUAUCAAUGGCUUCACCGUCAGCAAUGGCCUGGCCACCACACAGAUCAAUAACAAAGCUGCCACUGGGGAGGAGGUGCCACGCACAAUUGUUGUGACAACCCGCUCCCAGUAUGGUCUGCCAGAGGACUCCAUUGUCUACUGCAACUUCAACCAGCUCUACAAGAUUGAUCCCCCUACUCUUCAGAUGUGGGCCAAUAUCUUGAAGCGUGUGUCCAACAGUGUCCUGUGGCUUCUUCGUUUCCCGGCUGUCGGCGAGCCCAACAUCCAGCAGUAUGCCCAGAACAUGGGUCUACCUGCCUCUCGCAUCAUCUUCUCACCCGUAGCCCCCAAAGAGGAGCAUGUGAGAAGGGGCCAGCUGGCUGAUGUGUGCUUGGAUACUCCCCUAUGCAAUGGUCACACCACAGGCAUGGAUGUUCUUUGGGCUGGAACACCCAUGGUCACCAUGCCAGGUGAGACCCUUGCUUCCCGUGUGGCUGCCUCACAACUGAACUGUCUGGGCUGCCCUGAGCUAAUAGCCCACAGUCGCCAGGACUAUGAGGACAUAGCAGUCAAACUGGGAUCUGACAUGGAAUACCUGAAGAUGGUCCGAGCACGUGUUUGGAGGCAACGAAUCUGCAGCCCUCUUUUCAACACCAAGCAAUACACAAUGGACCUGGAGAGGCUCUAUCUGCAGAUGUGGGAGCACCAUAGCAAGGGCAACAAGCCAGAGCACAUGGUUCAGACAGUGGAGACCAGUGAGAAUGCCUGAACUAGAAGCACGCUGAUUUCUUUUCCCGAACAUGUCUAGCCAUCCCCACCAUCUUUUUUUUUUUUUUUUUUUUAAACCAUUGUCAUCACCAUAGCUUGGAAUGGUCACUUUCCAUUUCAGCUUCCCCCUGAAUGAUUGUCUCAUCUCUCUCAAGUACUACUAGUAGGACUCUUUAUUUGUGAAGGAGCCUACAGAUACACAUUUAUCCUCCAUCACAUUUGUCAUCACGUCACACAUUUGCGAUCCCUGAGCCAGAUCGAGCCUGAGACUUUCAGGCAACUCUUCUGUGACUCUUGUCCUUAAACACAGUAUAUUUGGUGAGCAUGAGAGGAUUGUGAAUGCCCUGCUUACCCAUCAGUACUUGGAUCCGUGGAUUUUAUUUUUAUUUUUUUUUCCCCCCGACAUGUCGGUGUGCAUACAGGACUAAUUGCAGCUGGUGGAGGGAUUGCCCAGCCGUCUUGCUUGUUGAUCUAUUUAUAAAUGGAUUAAGAGUGUUGUGUGUUUUAAAAGGACAAUGUUGCACCAUGAACGUUGUAACUCUGACUUAAGUUUCAUCAGCUUUAACAUGCAUUUGUAAAACAUAGGUUGCAACUGCUCUUGAGUUUGUCUUAAGCUGUUAUUAAAUUACUGCGAUGAAUAGAUGUGCAAGUUUUGAGGAGUAUGGUCUAGAUAAAGACUUCUCCCCCUCACCCAAAUUCCAACUUUUCUUAAUUACAUUGUCAAUCAAGGAAUACCUUCAGUAGCUGUUGUCCUGUUUGAUGUCACACUAUGCUUGUAAAGAUGAUUGGACAAAGGAGCUUCAAUUAGUUGGAAAGGGCCUAAAUUUAAGUUUAGAUGUCAGAGCUGUUCACAAAUUGAUCUUGUUUUUUAAUCACUCAAACCCGGAAUGGCCUAGGUAAGUAUUUUCUAAGAAGUUUUUCUUUUUGUAUUGUCCGUUAACUGUAUGCUGUCAAUGAUGCCACAGGCUCAAAAUAUAAUAAAAAAAUAAAGAGAUGGCAAAACUCUG
Acanthopagrus latus (yellowfin seabream) is the source of this 5489-nucleotide messenger RNA. Its product is annotated as UDP-N-acetylglucosamine--peptide N-acetylglucosaminyltransferase 110 kDa subunit. The coding region runs from base 1841 to 4483 and encodes 880 amino acids. The transcript has 19 exons. The record is from RefSeq and is a predicted model, not a curated record. NCBI's taxonomy places the organism in Eukaryota, Metazoa, Chordata, Actinopteri, Spariformes, Sparidae. Gene Ontology annotation, molecular function: protein binding; protein N-acetylglucosaminyltransferase activity. Gene Ontology annotation, biological process: protein O-linked glycosylation.